Ochlerotatus camptorhynchus is the source of this 3060-nucleotide messenger RNA. RefSeq names its product Derailed 2 (gene Drl-2). Bases 728 to 2620 code for a protein of 630 amino acids. Gene Ontology annotation, molecular function: protein kinase activity; ATP binding. NCBI's taxonomy places the organism in Eukaryota, Metazoa, Arthropoda, Insecta, Diptera, Culicidae. Gene Ontology annotation, biological process: multicellular organism development; axonogenesis; positive regulation of kinase activity. The record is from RefSeq and is a predicted model, not a curated record. Gene Ontology annotation, cellular component: plasma membrane; signaling receptor complex. The transcript has 12 exons.
UGCCUGGGUCCCCGGGAAUGGUGAGUGAUUGUGCCCCGGAGUGCACCUGAAAUGAAAAUAAUUAAAAAUUCAAAUUUUACGAGCAUCCGUGAUGAAUAUUCAUGAUGAGCCAGCCUGCUGCUGGGACCGAUUGCCGGCCUCUACCCGUGGUGAAGUGCACCUGAUGGAUUAUCGUUAAAAAGCUCGACCACUUGAUGCAAUAGUGGAAUUAACGUUUUCCCCCCCUGCGCAAACGCGUUCAACGAGAAAGUGGGUGAAAGCCCACCGAGCAGUAAUGGACGAAAUCUCGCGUAGUUCCGCUUCCGUUGUCCUCCCAAACGUCAUCGUCGACGUCGAGUGAAUGAAUGAUGAUGAUACUGAUGCUCACUCUGGCUCAGACGCUGGAACAUGGACGCGACAGUUGAAAUGAUUGAUGAAGCAAAAUACGCUACGCUGUGCAAAUAACGAAACAAAUAAUUAUAAAUUUAUGCUGAAAUUAAUUUGAUUGUGUCUGUGGAGCCUAUCGCUCGUCGUCGUUGUCGUCGGUGUAUUUGUGCAAUUAGUGCCUGUGCGCGUACACUCGAUGGUGCGAAGUCGUCUGUAAUUCUCUUUCAACUCCGACUGCUGUCCACUGCUGCUACUUAAAUAAUGCUCUGAAAAUCGCAAGUGAUUAAUAAGUGACACUCGUGCGUCUCGUGAAAUCUAGUGAAAUUCAAUUCGCGCCAAUCUCAGUGCUCGCACUCUGAAAAUGACCUCCCACUGGAAUAUCUUCCCGCUGCUGCUUCAGGUGCUGAGCGUGGUUCAGCUCUCGCAUGGAUACUUUGACCUGUUUCUCAACCACUCGGAAGUAAUAAAACUAAUGGGCCUCAAGGCAGAUCUGUUCUACGUUCGGAAUGGUGUCAUUAGCGACUACGCCCUCAGCUUCAUGGUUCCGAUGAAGACCGGCAACGACGAUAUGCAGUUCUCCUGGCAGAGCCGAACGGCGUAUCCGCUUGCUUAUACGAUAUCGGUGCACUUGGACGACAACCAGGGAGCCCUGCAGCACCCGGAGCUGAACAUUCCCAGCAGCGGAGCCAUCCCGAGGACGGUCGAGACGUUCAAGGUCCAUUUGCGUUGCACCGGCAACGUGUCGAGGGAGGUGCCGGUCGGAAUCCAACUACACGUCGAGGGUCCACCGAAGCAAAACGAUACGAAAUUGAUUAUCAAACGAAAUAAAAUUUGCAUUAAAGGCAUCUUCCCGCCACGACACCGGCUCCCGGCAGCGGAAAUCGCACCCCCACAGGGACCUGCCCUCCUCGGUGCCGCGGCCUGUGCCCUCGGAUUGGUCCUGGUAGUGGGGCUCAUUGCCAGCGCGAUGUACGUGAGGGCCCGCAAGCAGAUACGCCAGGACUCGCUACACACCAGCUUUACCACUGCUGCUUAUGGCAGCCAUCAGAAUGUUUUCAUCCGUCUGGAUCCCCUGGGGCGACCACCCAGUGCGAACAGUGGCUCCUACGCUACGAUUGCCAGCCUCAACAAAUACCCCAUCAGUGAGUCGAAAAAAUCAUGGUUUCGGAGCACACCGUCCCCGUCGCCGUACGCAACGGCCCUACUCCCGCUGAAUCACGCUCACAGCCAUCAGAACGGACUGCCCACGACGGAGUCGGUCUACGCCAAGCCGGAAUCGGUCUGUCCAUCCCGGGUGUCCUAUUACGCUUCAUCGCAACUAACUCAGGUGUACAGCCUAUCGACUCCAGCCCGGAGUAUCCAUAGCAAUAGCUCCAAUCCGAAAGAUAAGCUCCGACGAAUUGCCGUCUCGCCGGACACCAUCAUCUGCCAGCAGCUGGCACAGGAGGGCACCUACGGACGGAUAUUCUACGGUGUUCUGCACCAUCCUCUCGGCGAAACGAGGGACGUCCUAAUCAAAACUGUUGUCGACGGUGCCUCGCUCAGUCAAGUGGCCUAUCUUCUGUCGGAAGGAUCAACGCUUUGUGGGGUGUCUCAUCCCAACAUACUCUUCCCUGUGGCAGCUGUCACCGAGCUUUCGGGCCCACCGAAAGUUGCCUAUCCGCUGGCAGCGAAAGGAAAUCUCAAACUAUACCUUCAGAGCUGUCGUGAUAUCGGCAUGCAAAGCUCGGGCAUGUCGUUGAGCACCCGACAGCUGGUGGAGUGUGGCCUGCAAGUGGCCCGUGGCAUCUCGCAUCUUCAUUCGCUCGGAGUCCUGCACAAGGAUGUCGCCACCAGAAACUGUGUGCUCGAUUCCGAGCAAAACGUACGAGUCUGUGAUAACGCACUGUCGCGUGAUGUGUUCCCGAAUGAUUACCACUGCCUUGGCGACAACGAGAACCGCCCGAUCAAGUGGAUGGCGCUGGAAACGCUGGAGAAAAAGUUCUACACCGCCUCGAGUGACAUCUGGAGCCUGGGGGUGCUGCUGUGGGAGCUGGCCACACUGGCGGCGAUGCCGUUUGAGGAGGUGGAUUCGUUUGAGCUGGGUGCUUACCUCAGGGAUGGCUAUCGGUUAGCACAACCCGUAAAUUGUCCGGAUGAAUUCUACACCGUAAUGUCCUGCUGCUGGCUUCAGGACUACAAGCAGCGUCCCUCGUUCCCGCAGCUAAUUGCCUACCUGCACGACUUCCACGAGGACCUGAGCAAGUACGUCUAGUAGAGCGGUGGUGGCGUGUCAAAUGGUAAUUUCUCCGGCGAUCCGGCCAACCAACCGAGCGGUUCUUGGUCGUUACAACGUCCACAACGUGAGCACUAGGCUACUUUUGAUAUGAUUGAAGGUGCUUUUCUCGCAACGUCACACGAUCGUUACCUAUAUAUGUAAUAGUGCAGCCUAGCAUCAUUGCUUGUAAGUGAAGCUGUGCACAGUUUGUUAACAAGAAAAAAAUUGGAGCCAGAUUCCAGGGAAGGAGAGGACGGAAACGAAACACUAUGCAGAUUAGCAUCAUAUGUGAAGAUGCACGGCAAAUCAAACGGUGCAAUAACUGGGCUAGGGGGGAACUUGAAUGUAGAGAAAGAUUUCAGGUAGAUUUAUCGAUAAACUUUUGUAUUCCAGAUGCAUGAGUACUACUGCCAUGCGUAUCGCGAUCGUGAUGGAUC